AUGCCGAUCGUGUCUAUUUCUCAAUCGGUUUUAUUCCGCAAACUUCAAAAGGAAUAUUCACAAGAAGAAUUUGAAGAAUUAUGCUUCAGUUAUGGUCUCGAACUGGACGAAGUUGUAACCGAAAAAGAACUAGUUACUAGAGAAAAGGGAAAGGAAAAGUCUAGAGGGUGUAGUACUGAGCCCGUUUAUAAGGUUGAAAUACCUGCUAAUCGUUAUGAUUUACUUUGUCCUGAGGGUUUAUCUCGAGCUCUUAUGAUAUUUGAAUCAAAGAUUAAGCCUCCGGUUUUUGUCACCAAGAAACCUCAAAAUCUAAUUCAGUUGCAUGUUUUGCCGUCGACUCAAAGUGUUAGACCUUUUGUCGUUGCUGGUGUAUUAAGAAACAUUGUGCUGGAUGAGUUUAGGCUCAAUAGUUUCAUCGACUUACAAGAGAAGCUCCACCAAAAUUUGUGCAGAAAACGAUCUUUAGUGGCCAUUGGAGCGCAUGAUUUGGACACUUUAAAUCCACCUUUCUUCUAUGAUGCUAAAUGUCCUAAAGAUAUUCGCUUUAAAGCGUUGAACAAAACUGAAGAGCAUAGUGCUGAAGAACUAAUGCAAAUAUUUUCUAGUGAUUCACAUUUAAAACAAUAUCUCUCAUUAAUUCAAGAUAAACCUAAAUAUCCAAUUAUUUUCGACAGUUCCAAUACUGUUCUAUCAAUGCCUCCAAUAAUAAACGGUGAACAUUCUCGUAUUUCUACUAAAACACGAAACGUUUUUAUUGAAGCGACUGGAACUGAUUUACACAAAGCUAUUGUUGUUCUCGAUACACUUAUCACAAUGUUCUCAGAGUAUUGUGAGGAACCAUUUACCGCUGAAUCUGUCGAAGUUAUUCAACAUGAUGGCAGUCGUUUUUAUAUCCACGUCUAG
Messenger RNA from Schistosoma mattheei, 903 nucleotides. The record is from the annotation of a GenBank genome assembly. NCBI's taxonomy places the organism in Eukaryota, Metazoa, Platyhelminthes, Trematoda, Strigeidida, Schistosomatidae.